CGGUGCACGAGGUCAGAGAACCUUUCAUGCUGAUUGAAUCCACAUAGGCGAUUACUCGGUGUUAUGUAGCUACAGAUAGCGUGCACGCGCAUGUGCAAAUGUUUAAAACAAUUUUCUGCUUAUCGUGUAGGAGCCAGCGUCACAGCGUUGAAGCUGAAGUAAGGCGCGUUAGUUGCGGCAUGUGGAGCAGCGUGUAGCCAACAACAGGGGGAUUCGUCGGUUUGAGUAGACUCUGAAAUAACACGCCCGGCACUGUCAUGAAUGUAGCAGCCGAGAGGUACCAUGAACAAGAGUUAGAUUUCGUGGGGCGGCUCCUUGCCGUGCCCUUGGUGGCAAGACUUCUCAGUCGAGCCUCUCGGUUAUACGAAAAGGUCAAGAAUCGUUCUGUCUUUAUUUCUGUACCUAUGACAGCCGUCGAAACGACUAUUAGGAAGACCGUGUUGGUUUGCAGAGCUCUGCUCAUGCCGGUGCUGUCGCGGCCGCUACUGUACGUCGAAGCAAUGGCGUGUCGUGUCUUUGAUAAUUUGCAGCAACGCUUGGCCGAAGUUUUUUUCCGAACCGACGAGAUCGUCGCCCAUGUCGUCAUAUUGGUCGCCCAACUGAUGCUGUGUGCAAUGACAAAGAUGACGAUACUUUGUGGUUGGAUCAUUGCUGCCGUGGCUCUUCUCAUUCGUCUGACAGCAUAUUCUACGGCCAUAGUUCGUCUGCUUCAAGCUGGUUUUCGCAGCGCCUUGGAUGCGGCCGACCACUAUAUCGAUGCGCUUAUUGUCGACUACGAAGCUCGCCAUGAUCCCAGCCACAACGGUGGUGAUGUACUACCGUUGAGCGGCCGUAUUCGAACUGUUCUUCGCAAACUGAGGACUCUCGCCGAGUUAAUAUUUUGGCACAGGGCCAAAUUCCUGCUGGAUGCACAGCUUAUGAAAUGGUCUGUCGUGUUUAACAACCUGCACUACCAGAAUUCUUCAGACGUCUUUCCUCAGACGCUAUAUGAUCUAACUCUGGGCGCAGUGGAGCAUGCCUUUCUAGUCUUGCUGUUUGUGGCCGACAGAGGUGAGUUCAUCUUUCGCCGUACCUACCGCCAUGUUUUCGGAUUCUACCAGUUCAUGGUUACGCUUCCUGAACUUCAAGACGAUAUGUUCCAGUCUCCAACGCCGUCGAACGCGUCGACUGUCUCUCUCGAAGACCCCGCAUUGGACGCCGUCGAAGACCUCAACGAAGAAUAGUGCCUCCUUUGUGAUCAGCAUGCUUUGAUUGCAAUCAAGGGAGAGUAGGGAAACCAAAUUUCAUUGCUUCAGUGAGCCGGGAUGCUGUACUUCAGGGUGUUACAGAUAAUAUUGUUAAUAAACGUAUUCUGUACAGCUGCUGCAGGUUACACUGGAAGUAAAGAAGCAGUGAACAUUGAACACCAGUGGCUUAC
This is a messenger RNA of Rhipicephalus microplus (southern cattle tick), 1417 nucleotides long. RefSeq lists its product as uncharacterized. Lineage: Eukaryota; Metazoa; Arthropoda; Arachnida; Ixodida; Ixodidae. The record is from RefSeq and is a predicted model, not a curated record.